Messenger RNA from Pteronotus mesoamericanus, 1441 nucleotides. RefSeq names its product galactose-3-O-sulfotransferase 1 (gene GAL3ST1). Bases 4 to 1275 code for a protein of 423 amino acids. The record is from RefSeq and is a predicted model, not a curated record. The transcript is spliced from 2 exons. Lineage: Eukaryota; Metazoa; Chordata; Mammalia; Chiroptera; Mormoopidae. Gene Ontology annotation, cellular component: membrane. Gene Ontology annotation, biological process: galactosylceramide biosynthetic process; myelination. Gene Ontology annotation, molecular function: galactosylceramide sulfotransferase activity.
GAGAUGCCGCUGCCUCAGAAGAAGCGCUGGGAGUCCAUGGCCAAGGGGCUGGUGCUGGGAGCACUCUUCACCAGCUUCCUGCUGCUGCUGUACUCGUAUGCAGUACCCCCACUGCACGCUGGCCUGCCCUCCACGACCCCGGAAGGGGUAGCAUCCUGUUCCCCAGCCCCGGGUGAGCCAGAGACGGUGACCACUGCUAACGGCUCGUCUGGAGGAUGCCAGCCACGGCGUGACAUCGUUUUCAUGAAGACACACAAGACUGCCAGUAGCACGCUGCUCAACAUCCUCUUCCGCUUUGGCCAGAAGCACGGGCUCAAGUUCGCCUUCCCCAAUGGCCGCAACGACUUCGACUACCCAGCCUUCUUCGCCCGCAGCCUGGUGCAGGACUACCGGCCGGGGGCCUGCUUCAACAUCAUCUGCAACCACAUGCGCUUCCACUACGAGGAGGUCCGGGGCCUAGUGCCACCCAACGCCACCUUCAUCACUGUGCUCCGUGACCCCGCCCGCCUCUUCGAGUCCUCAUUCCACUACUUUGGCUCAGUGGUGCCCUUCACCUGGAAGCUUUCGAGCCAAGACAAGCUGGCCGAGUUCCUGCAGGACCCUGACCGCUACUAUGACCCCAACGGCUACAACGCCCACUACCUCCGCAACCUGCUCUUCUUCGACUUGGGCUAUGACAGCAGCCUGGACCCCAGCAGCCCGCAAGUGCAGGAACACAUCCUGGAGGUGGAGCGCCGCUUCCACCUGGUGCUCCUGCAGGAGUACUUUGACGAGUCACUGGUGCUACUCAAGGACCUGCUGUGCUGGGAGCUGGAGGAUGUGCUCUACUUCAAGCUCAAUGCCCGCCGCGCCUCGGCUGUGCCCCGCCUGUCAGGUGAGCUGUACCGGCGUGCCACGGCCUGGAAUGUGCUGGAUGCCCGCCUUUACCGCCACUUCAAUGCCAGCUUCUGGCGAAAGGUGGAAGCGUUUGGGCGGGAGCGCAUGGCCCGCGAGGUGGCUGCCCUGCGACGUGCCAACGAGCGCAUGCGGCGCAUCUGCAUCGAUGGGGGUCACGCUGUGGAUGCUGCCGCCAUCCAGGACUCAGCCAUGCAGCCCUGGCAGCCGCUGGGUGCCAAGUCCAUCCUGGGCUACAACCUCAAGAAGAGCAUUGGGCAGCGGCAUGCACAGCUCUGUCGUCGCAUGCUCACGCCCGAGAUCCAAUACCUGAUGGACCUCGGCGUCAACCUCUGGGUCACCAAGCUCUGGAAGCUCAUUCGAGACUUUCUGCAGUGGUAACAUCCUGCCCGCCCAGUAGCCCGCCCCACCUGCUCACUUGAUGAGGACGGGCUGGGCAGGAACCUGCUGGUCUUCCCCGAUCCCAUCCUGGUGCCACCUCGGUCCCCGAGGUAAGGUGGGGCUGCCGUGGGGAUGCAGCUGACCAGGACUGGGCCCAACGCAUACA